AUGGUCAGCUCCUGUUGUGGCUCUGUCUGCUCUGAGGAGGGCUGUGGCCAAGGCUGCUGCCAGCCCAGCUGCUGCCGUCCCAGCUGCUGUGUGUCCAGCUGCUGCCGCCCCUGCUGCCAGCCCUGCUGCAGUCCCUGCUGCCAGCCCUGCUGCCGCCCUUGCUGCCGCCCCUGCUGCCAGCCCUGCUGCCGCCCCUGCUGCCAGCCCUGCUGCCGUCCCUGCUGCCGCCCCUGCUGCUGCCUGCGUCCAGUCUGCGGUCAGGUCUGCUGCCAGAGCACUUGCUACCGCCCCACCUGUGUCAUCUCCACCUGCCCCCGCCCCAUGUGCUGUGCCACCCCUUGCUGCUGCUGA
This is a messenger RNA of Chionomys nivalis (European snow vole), 351 nucleotides long. RefSeq names its product keratin-associated protein 4-8-like. The record is from RefSeq and is a predicted model, not a curated record. The coding region runs from base 1 to 351 and encodes 116 amino acids. The transcript has a single exon. Lineage: Eukaryota; Metazoa; Chordata; Mammalia; Rodentia; Cricetidae.